GAAAUUUCCAGCUCUAAUAUUUUUGCAUAAUUCUUCCUCUCUUUGCUUUAUCAGUGCUAAAAAACCCUUCAAUUCCGCCAAUUCAUCUUCCUCAUCUGUUUUUGAAUGCUCCAAAUAGUUAUAGAAGCUGCAUUUUCUGGAUUCUGCUGAUUUCUGCUUGAGAGAUUUUUUUUUGCUGAAGUUAUAGAUGGUUUAAAAGGCGCAAAAACUGUAGUUACAAAAUUACAAAUAAUCCUCACGGUCGGUGUGUUUGAAUAUGUCUCUUUCAUCGCAGAGGAUGUGUAUAUUUGACGACUUCGAAGCUGCACGCUACCGUUAAUCAGUGCUCUCUUUCUCUCCGGUCGAAUUUCUCCUCGAUUUGCCCCUGCUAGAAAAGCUUGAUGAGCUGCGAAGUCUGCCAACUCAAAGAACUCGAUGUUGAGCACUUCGAGAUACGCGAAGUUCUUCGAUGCAUUCUGCACACUAUUUUGUUCCACAGAGCUUUAGGGCUUGUGCGCCCGAAAGACAUUGAUUUGGAACUUUUCGAGAUUACAUAUGUGCAAUGUGGUGAUGUAGAACUUGAGAGGAAAAUAGAUGAGAAGAUUGACCAAUUCAUAGACAGGGUGGAGAAGCACCCGAAUAAGAAAAAUCAGAUAUGUUUGUCCUUCUAUGAGGUCAAAAACAAACAGCCUACAUGGUUCACUAAUAAAGUUGAACGCCUCUACUGGGAACAGUGGUACAUAAACUUGAACGUGGCACAACACCAGAAAGGACAUUCUGGAAAGUCUACCUCUUCCAAAAUAGUAGUCGAUCCUGGAGCUGAGGAAAGAACUGUUCGGCGUGCAGCGCUAGAAGCUUCGCUUCGUGAUGUUCUGUUUCAGAUAAUUAAAUUUGUGAAUGAAAAGAAGGAUCAUAUUCCUCCGAUACCAAACCUUGAAGGCGUCUCAUUCCCCUAUGAAAUUACUAUCUCAAGUUCGUCAGAUUCUGCGUUUGGAAUGGAAAUGUUCAAGAGGAUGCUCCAAACUGGGCAGCCCACGAUGCUCAGCUGACUCGAGGUCAUAUUUCGUCUUAUCGACUUGGAACGAAUAUGCUGCCUGUGAAUAUUUUAUGCUAAAUUAUGUAAACUGAGCUCUAAUUUACACUCAAAUUGAAGUUAUGUACCUCCAUUGAAUAUGCUGAUGCCUGUGAAUAUUUUCUGCUAAAUUAUGUAAAAGGAGCUCUAAUUUACAGCCAAAUCGAAUUGAUGCUCUGGAGAAGCACGGUGAUUUGUGUACAUAUCGACUUUAUGUAAAACUAUACUUAUUAACUAUUCUUUGUAAAAACUUUUAUUCUGACAUUUGAUGAAUUUUAAGAUUAUGAUUGGAUUCGUGGUUUUGCAAGUAUCAA
Molecule: messenger RNA, 1365 nt
Organism: Salvia miltiorrhiza (redroot sage)
Lineage: Eukaryota; Viridiplantae; Streptophyta; Magnoliopsida; Lamiales; Lamiaceae
Product: autophagy-related protein 101
Exons: 9
Coding region: 381-1028 (215 amino acids)
Biological process (GO): autophagy; autophagosome assembly
Cellular component (GO): phagophore assembly site
Source: RefSeq, a predicted model, not a curated record